Molecule: messenger RNA, 1713 nt
Organism: Platichthys flesus (European flounder)
Lineage: Eukaryota; Metazoa; Chordata; Actinopteri; Pleuronectiformes; Pleuronectidae
Product: protein naked cuticle homolog 2
Exons: 7
Biological process (GO): negative regulation of Wnt signaling pathway
Cellular component (GO): cytoplasm
Source: RefSeq, a predicted model, not a curated record
GACUUUACAUUCAAUUUGACUGCUUCUUUUAUUAAAUACAUAUUAUCAGACAUCACAUUUACUUUGGUCUACUUUUUCUCAGCUUUGAAACGCAGACACAGUCCUGAAGGUGAUAGUCUGGCCCCCAGUGUGUUGACUUGUCAGGGGGAACUGGAGCACAAACACAGUGGCAAACUGACAGAGAACUUGGGCAUGUCCGACCAUAGCUGCAACCUCAAGGUUUUGCCAACGAAGACGACACAUGACAAGGAAAAGAACAUUUCCUUUUCGGACAUUAAAGAGACAAAGCAGAAGAAAAGCAACGCUGGUGGUAUGUCCAGUCUCAUACACUCCAUGUGUAAGGUUCUGGAGGCCUCUGUGAAGCAGCCUUGUUUGGAGAACACACCCCUGAAGAUCAAGGUCGCUGUAGCUCCCUCAGCCUGCUCCGAAAAUAUUUCACAAACAGAAAAGGACUCAGGAGCGUUUCAGGAGGCUGGAAGCCCAGCGACGAAACUUUACUGUGUGGAUGAAAACAUCGAGCGCAGAAACCACUACCUGGAUCUAGCUGGCAUUGAGAACUACACCUCUAAAUUUGACACAACAGAGACCCCCUCUCUGGACCCAGGACAUCAAACUCACUCUGCUUUUCAGCACCACCCAGUGGCAGGAAGGGAGCACUGCAUCUCCUCCGAGUCCCCUGGAAGCCCCUCAUUCCUCCAUUCUCUCAAGAAUAAGCCGGGGUCAGUGGGCAAAGACAGGAGCAGAGGAGAAGGAAAGUCCUGCAAGCUGCACGGCCAACAUCCCGCUUCAUGGUGCCAUCCGACCCAGUUUCACCCUCCAGCACAUAGUCCCCCCCAUCUUACCCACAGCAAGAGGCUUCGUUCCAGGGUGACAGAGGCUCCCACGCCCCUGAGACAUCCUGGCUCCCUGUUCCAACAAGGGGAGGAGAGGGAGAGGCUCAGUAAACUUCAUCUCCCCGGUGGGGCCCAGAGACAUGAGCAUCAUCACCACCACGAGCACCAUCAUCAUCAUCACCACCACCACUACCACCCUUCAUAAACGCAUUCCAAAUACAUGACACUGGAUUCAGGGGAGAAGGGUUGGUCCUCAAGUCGUCUCCUUUAUAUUCAAUUCACUUAGUGGUGGAAACCGGUUGAGACACUUCUAUCUAAAUCAAACAAAGUGCUGUUAGAUUACCCACACUAGGUCCUGGAAGGUCUGCUCAUUGCCCACUGAAUGACACUUUUAAAGCACUUUAGAUUAUCAGUUUCCUCUCAGGUAGAACAUGAAAUGUAAAGGUGCACUGUGCAGGGUUGUAUAAUGCUUUGAUUUUGAAAUCCUCCCAGCACUGCAUGUUAACAACGUGGUACAUGGAUUGUAUCUAGUCUUUACAGUAUAAGUCACAUUCAUAUAGCACUAAUAUAUGCUGCAUACUAUUAUUACGCGUUUUACUUAUUGACUGAAGGAGCUGGGGAUCAUACGACCGACCCUGUGGUCAGUGGACAACCCGUUCUGUCUCCCGAGUCACAGUAACCUGAAGAAGAUGUCUUCCCUGCUUGAUGGUACUAACAUAAUGCUAAAAUUAAAACAGAGUAUUUCUGUCAUGUAAAUGUUUUUAUUCUGUUAAUUUAUUCUGACAUGAUGAUAUAUUUAUUUCUCUGGCCAAAUGUAAGAAUAUAAAUUCAACAAUAAUUUGAAUAACUCAACUUUUUAUAGUUCACACUUCAUAUAACA